AGUUCCACUAUGGUGGAUGGGAUUCUGUGAACUGUUAUAUUUUCUUGAAAUUUAUCGCUUUAGGGGUAAUUUCGAGGAUAUGGACAAAAUAGAAGAGCUGUACUUUAAAGCUUUUACCUACAAUUGUUUUAAAGAGGUUUGUGCGAAAGAAAUUUGGUGGUCACUUAAAAACUGGCUACAAAUCCCUGAAACUUCCACGAUAGAAAAUGCAGUAGUGGAUACUUUACUACUGGCUAUGACAGUGGUUCAAAAGCUUUAUCAGCGGUUCGAAACUGUUCAUUGCCCAUAUUUAAGAGUCAUUACUAAUGAUCUAGUUUCCAAAUACCACUUAUUCGACUGUCUGUUAGAACUUCUGGGCGACAGCAACCAAUAUGUUGUGUUCUCUGCAACGAAGGGGAUUGUGCUUAUUUUUCAAGUAGUUUCCAAGCAAAUUAUCAAAGGCGAGUGGUUUCUGAAACUAUUUAAUUUCGGAAAAGAAACCGAGUAUCCUUGGAAAAAGCUUUAUGUCAUGGAAAUGCUUCAAAAGAUUAUUAGAAACGCACGGGAGACACCAAAGAAUCCUGAAAAUUAUCAGCAACGGGUAGAAGGCACAGGGGGUAAUAACUGCUCCUGCACUACUGCCCAAAAUAAUUUGACAGAUUCUAGGCUUUCAACUAAUGAAUUAGUGGAGGUGCUUUUGAGGAAUGUCAAUUUGCAGCAUAUUUUGUUCCUUUAUGUUCCUUUUAUUGUGCGACCCAAUGGAAUACACUCUUUUAUGAAGAACUGUCAAUGCAUAGGGCUAGCUGAAGACUUAAUUGUGCUCCAGGCAAGUCUGAAGUUAGGAGAUGGCAUCCAUGAACAAGAAAAUAUGAAGAAAGAAGCCAUUUUUGGAGCAAAAGAGAAGAACCUAGUUGCCUUUCUUCACAGUAUGGCAGAAAUUGCAAAAUAUGUGAAUUUCAAAUUUGCAGCACAUCUGAGUAAGUCGAGAGCUGAGUUGAAAAACAGUAUUAAAGAACAAAGUUCUCUCCUGAGGUCCAAAGGAUUUGGAUCAACAGAUUGUAGCAGACAUAAAGCAGCCAAACUGUAUGAAUGGGACUCCAGUGAUGUCUAUGCAACAAGAAAGAUGCUUACUGAUGCAAUGGAUGAUACUGUCAAUCAGCUUUGCAUUGUUGCAUCAACAUUGACCCAGUACCUUCACCAUCCAAGACUUCCACCAUUGAUUUUUAAAAAGAUUUUGGAGAUUUUGUACCAUGUCCUAUUCAUACCAAGCUUAGUAUUGUUUACACACGAAAAUAAAUGCGCCAAAUUACACAAAGUCUUAAGAAGCCCUUCAGUCUCUUUCCUGAGUGUUGUUGAGUGUUGUCUCCUUGCUAGAAUACCCAGGGGCCCAGGAACUGUGAGAUUCAGUGCAACAGCAAUGGAGAGUCCUUCAGGAUGUGCUGGUCAGACAGAAAGGAUGGACUUAAUAGCUUUGAGGAAAGCUUCAUUGAUGGUUUUCAAAUCUGCAUUCAUUGUGCUUAAGUCAGCUGUUCAGCAGGAAGGUUCAUUUUUAUUCCAGAAGCUGUCUUUGUCUUGCAUGAACCUGUGGUGCAGGGAGCUUCUUUCUCUUACUAGUGGUAAUCCUUUUGACAGCAAGUCAUCCAUGCAGAAUUUCAGUGAAACAGAACUCUGUGACUGUGUUAUGACACUGUUUGUUGACCAGGAUGAUGAGCUUGUGGAGUCGAUGUUAGCUCUUCUAUUGAUUUUUCAAGAACUUCACAGGAAUUUUUCAAGCAGUGAAAUUGCCACGAACAUUUUACGACAAUUAAACCCGCACUGGUUAUUUGCUGCUUUCACUGAAUCAGUUCAGUUUGACCCCUCGUUACUUCUCGACCUUCUUAUUUCAUCAGAGACGCGAUUUCUGGAGUAUCUUACAAAAUAUUUACGCUUUGUUGUCAGUGAUUGGGGAGAGUUCACCCAGUCGUUGGCGACUUACAGAAGAAUCGAUGGAGAAGAGGACAAAGCGAUACACGGCGAAUUGGAAAUAUGUGGCCAAAGGCGGAGAGACUGUGAAAAGUCUGAAGAGGAUGUUGUGUCUUUGCUGGACAUUUCUGGCGCGCAGAUGUUAAAAACGUUUCCUUCCUCUCAAAUGGGCGAUGAUCAAAGUUUAAACAACCACAAUUGCAUUGACACAAUUUCUAAGAAUAGUUCAGAAACUCGCUCUGUUGAUCGUCGCUUAGGAACAGAUAACAGUGAUUACAUUGGUGGCUUGAAAAACAUUGUUCAGUCGUAUUGUUCAAGCGGCGAAUCCGAUGUGGAAAUUGAAGGUGAAAGUGAAAGUUCAGAGACAACGGCUGACUGUGUUUUUGAGGGCUUCCACAGCUGCGAACUGCACUCGAUGACCUUUAAUAACAACAGCGCGGAAACAUUUGACUCGUCUGUCGCGAACGCGAAUCAUAUUGAACGUGUUACGGACAAGUCGUGCGAGGUGUUAGAUAAAGUUAUGACCAUGCUGAUUCGAGUCCGCUUGUCGGUAGGGAGGCUAACAUCCGGGGGACAUUUUCCGUAUAAUGCUGUACCACUCAUAGCACUCAUGGAAAAUGUCGAGAAGUUUUACGAUGGCUGCUGACCUCGUUGAAGUCAUAGCUCCUUUUAGUACAUCAAAGUAUCAGCAUUGUGGCUCUGAUAAAUUAGGCUUCCGACUGAAAUUUCAAGUAAAGAGACUCAAAGAUAGAGUCCGAUGUCGAAAGAUUGUAACUGUAUGACCUCAGAAGUGCCCUUUGUAAUUUGCCAAGCGAUCGCCGGCCAAAAAUCCAGAAGACGAUGACCGCUCUUUCAUUCGGCGAAUUUCGCGGCGGCUGACGCUUAUCGACAACCCAUGCGCAAAAUAUGUAUCCAACUGAGUACGAAAGCGGUUAUUUUUAUUCAACUUACUUCAAUUAAACCAGGGUUUGAGUUUCUUAGCGAGUCUUUUCAUUUCACAGUGGCUAUCCUUACAAUAUCCAUGGAUUAAUUGUGACGUGCUACUAAGACAUGCAUUAUAAAUAGGGACAGACCAGAAGAAGGAGACACCUCUAACUGCAUGAUUUUUUUUUUUUUUUAAUCAAGGUUUCUAUGCGUACUAUCAUGACUUCUCCAGUAAUCCAAGGAGGGCACCAUAUGCGCUGCUAAGAUUCCCGAGAACAUUUUUCCGUAAGUUAAACAACAAACCACCAUCAAUGUCCCUAGUUUCUGUGCAACUCACACCAAGCUGAUACAGUAUAACGAAAAUAACUAAUAAUAAUGUUUAAUACUUCUAUAGCGCCUUUUACAUGCACAUAUGAUCAAAAGCGCUUUACAAAAUACAAAAUCGCCUAUAGUAUAAUAAAUUACAUAAAUAAAAAAGUAUCUCAACUAACUAAACUAUUUACAUUAUAAGUACAUGAGACUAAUUAGAGCAGUGAACUAGCCUAGGUGCAUCUGCCAAAAUGUACUCUUUGUUUCAAACCAAACGUGUAUGAAAAAGUAGCACCGGUUUUUCUUCAUUUCUUGCUCAAAAAUAGGAAUCACCAAAAAUAAGGUUUUUAGCAAUUUUACUAAAACAAACUGGUUUAUUAGAUUUUAAAAUCAAAUCAAUCGAUGAGGAAAACGAUUGUUGCGAUUGGGAUCACUUUCUAAAUUGGUGGCUUAAUAUUCGGAAAACUUUCUCAGUCGCUCUGUUCGAAUGAAAAGACUGAUCUGUCGUUAUCUUAAUGUAGAUGAUAAUAAUAUUUAGAUUAAAACGAUUUCCAUGGAAUUACUUCCGUUCUCUA
Stylophora pistillata is the source of this 3749-nucleotide messenger RNA. RefSeq lists its product as uncharacterized. The record is from RefSeq and is a predicted model, not a curated record. Lineage: Eukaryota; Metazoa; Cnidaria; Anthozoa; Scleractinia; Pocilloporidae.